This is a messenger RNA of Mesoplodon densirostris (Blainville's beaked whale), 1500 nucleotides long. RefSeq names its product Ras association domain family member 10 (gene RASSF10). Gene Ontology annotation, biological process: signal transduction. The coding region runs from base 1 to 1500 and encodes 499 amino acids. The transcript has a single exon. The record is from RefSeq and is a predicted model, not a curated record. Lineage: Eukaryota; Metazoa; Chordata; Mammalia; Artiodactyla; Ziphiidae.
AUGGAUCCUUCGGAGAAGACGAUAUCGGUGUGGAUCUGCCAGGAGGAGAAACUGGUGUCCGGUCUCUCCCGUCGCACCACUUGCUCGGACGUAGUGCGGGUGCUCUUGGAGGAUGGCUGCCAGCGGCGACGCCGGCAGAGGCGAGGCCGGCGGCGGGGCAUAGCUGGCGACCCGCCAGGCCCAGGGGAGCUGCCGGAACCCCUGGACGAGGACGAAGAGGACGACGACGACGAGGCGCUGCCCCAGGGCAUGUUGUGCGGGCCCCCGCAGUGCUAUUGCAUUGUGGAGAAGUGGCGGGGCUUUGAGCGCAUCCUGCCCAACAAGACGCGCAUCUUGCGCCUCUGGGACGCCUGGGGCGACGAGCGAGAGAACGUACGCUUCGUGCUGGUGCGUAGCGAGGCGUCGCUGCCCAACACGGGACCCCGCAGUGCCGAGGCGCGCGUUGUGCUCAGUCGCGAGCGCACCUGCUCCGCCCGGGGCGUCCCGGCGCGGCCCAGCCUGGCUCUGACCCAGGAGAAGCAGCGACGGGUGGUGCGGAAGGCCUUCCGCAAGCUGGCCAAGCUCAACCGGCGGCGCCAGCAGCAGCCGUCGUCGCCUUGCUCGUCCACUUCGUCGUCCACAGCCUCGUCAUGCUCGUCGUCGCCGCGGGCCGCCGAGAGCGCGUCGGUGGAGCGCAUGGAGACGCUGGUGCAUUUGGUGCUCUCCCAGGACCACACCAUCCGUCAGCAGGUGCAGCGGCUCCGGGAGCUGGACCGAGAGAUUGACCGGUACGAGGCCAAGGUGCAUCUGGACCGCAUGCGGCGGCACGGAGUGAACUACGUGCAGGAUACCUACUUGGUGGGCGCAGGCAUCGAGCUCGACGGGCGCGGCUCGGGAGAGGAGCCGGCGGCGGCGACGCCGGCCCUGGACGGCGAGGCUCAGGCGGUCGAGCUGGAGGAGCUGGCCCGGCGCUGCGACGACCUGCUGCGGUUGCAGGAGCAGCGGGCCCAACAGGAGGAGUUGCUCGAGCGCCUCUCAGCCGAAAUCCAGGAGGAAUUGAACCAGAGGUGGAUGCGGAGGCGCCAGGAGGAGCUCGCAGCGCGGGAGGAUCCCCCGGAGGCUGAUGGCGGCCUCGACGGUGAGCUGCUGCUGGAGCGGGAGCGGGUCAGGACGCAGCUCAGCACCAGCCUCUACAUAGGGCUCCGGCUCAACACGGACCUUGAGACCGUCAAGUCGGACUUAGAUUACAGCCAGCAGCAGUGGGACAGCAAGGAGCGCGAGCUACAGGGCCUUCUCCAGACUUUGCACUCGUUGGAGCUGACGGUAGCUCCCGAUGGAACUCCGGUCUCGAGCGGUCCCUCGCAGGAACCCCGGCCUCAGGCCUGCGCCGAGGUGUGGGUGGACCAGGCCCGCGGACUGGCCAAGAGCUGUCCUGGUAACGACGAGGACUCGGAUACCGGGCUGAGCUCUAUGCACAGCCAGGACUCGGACUCAGUGCCUGUGUGCGAAUCCCUUGUGUAG